UUCCUGGCGCCACGGCUGCGGCGGCGGCUGGUCCUCGGCCCGUCGGGCCGAAGCCGGCCAGCGCCGCUCCGGGGCGCGGGCCGAAGCAGAAAUGUUGUCGUCGCCCGGCCGGGGCCUGUUCCGGCUGUGCCUCGUCCUGGCCUCCGCCUGUGCCGCCCUCCAGUCUGCGGAGCAGGGGAACUCGGUCACAGAUCCUCUGAAUGUCCUUUUCAUUGUUGUGGAUGACCUGCGCCCCACCCUGGGAUGUUAUGGAGACAAGCUGGUGAGGUCCCCAAACAUCGACCAACUGGCAUCUCACAGCCUCCUCUUCCAGAAUGCCUUUGCCCAGCAAGCAGUGUGCGCCCCGAGUCGCGUGUCCUUCCUCACCGGGAGGAGGCCUGACACCACCCGCCUCUAUGACUUCAACUCCUACUGGCGAGUGCAUGCUGGGAACUUCUCCACCAUCCCCCAGUACUUCAAAGAGAAGGGCUAUGUGACCAUGUCGGUUGGAAAAGUCUUUCACCCUGGGAUAUCUUCCAACCACAGUGAUGACGCUCCAUAUAGCUGGUCCAUCCCACCUUACCAUCCAUCCUCGGAGAAGUAUGAGAACAUUAAGACCUGUAGGGGGCCGGAUGGAGAGCUGCAUGCCAACCUGCUCUGCCCUGUGGAUGUGAGAGAUGUACCCGAGGGCACCUUGCCUGACAAGCAGAGCACGGAGCAAGCCAUCCAAUUACUGGAAAAGAUGAAAACGGCGGCCAGGCCUUUCUUCCUGGCUGUUGGGUACCAUAAGCCUCACAUCCCUUUCAGAUACCCCAAGGAGUUCCAGAAGUUGUACCCCCUGGAGAACAUCACCCUUGCUCCCAACCCCUGGGUGCCCGCUGGCCUCCCGCCUGUGGCUUACAACCCUUGGAUGGACCUCAGGCAGCGGGAGGACGUGGCAGCCUUGAACAUCAGCGUGCCCUAUGGCCCCAUCCCGGUGGAUUUUCAGCGGAAAAUCCGCCAGAGCUACUUUGCCUCGGUCUCCUACGUGGAUACGCAGGUAGGCCGCCUGCUAAGUGCUUUGGAUGACCUUCAGCUGGCCGGCCGCACGAUUGUUGCCUUCACCUCCGAUCACGGAUGGUCUCUUGGUGAGCAUGGAGAAUGGGCCAAAUACAGCAACUUCGAUGUCACUACUCGUGUGCCCUUGAUGUUCUACGUUCCUGGAACAACGGCUUUGCUUCCGCAGGGAGGCGAGAAGUUUUUUCCUUACAUCGACCCCUUUGAUUCCACCUCAGAAUUGAUGCAGACAGGCAGGCAAGCCAAGGGCCUCGUGGAACUUGUGUCUCUCUUCCCCACGCUCGCUGGACUGGCAGGGCUGCCUGUCCCACCCCGCUGCCCUGUCCCCUCCUUUCACGUCGAGCUGUGCAGAGAAGGCCAGAACCUUCAGAAGCACUUUCAGUUCGACGACUCAAAGGAGGCCUCAUCCUUCCGCGGGAAUCCCCGCGAGUCCAUCGCCUACAGCCAGUACCCUCGGCCUGCAGACUCCCCUCAGUGGAAUUCUGACAAGCCGAGUUUGAAAGAUAUAAAGAUCAUGGGCUACUCCAUCCGUACCAUAGAUUAUAGGUAUACUGUGUGGGUCAGCUUCAAUCCUGAGGAAUUCUUGGCCAACUUCUCCGACGUCCAUGCUGGGGAGUUGUAUUUUGUGGAUUCUGACCCCUUGCAGGAUCACAACGUAUAUAAUGAUUCACUAGGUGGAGGCCGGCCAUCGGCAUGGAUGCUUCCUUGAAUAUUGCCAACACAAAGGACAGGUGUCUUGUGCUGCUGAGAGAGGCUGUAGAGCUGGCUAUUUCAGGACAACCCAUCACAUUGUCACAUUGGAGGUUACCCAAGCGGUAUGCAGUCAAAACCAGCAUCAACAAUUUGGCUUUAGGAUUUGUUACAACCAAACCUCUUGAGUCAAUUUUCCAUUAUUAAGAAAAUGAACUGAAGUGCUCAAUGAACAAAAUUAAAACAUCACCAGACCGUUCGAUGUCAUUGAAACACUAGGUAAAUUACAGUAGAGAGAGAGAGAGAGAGAGAGAGAGAGAGAAGGACUAUUUCGAGUGCAGACUUCCAUAAUGAACGCUGAUAAGAAACCCAGUUUCCAUACUGCUGAGCAGAGGCAGCACUCGGUAGCGAAUGCCGUCCGGUGUGAAGCGAGCCAUUUUAAGGAAUUCUUCCUUGUCAAAUGCUUCAGUGUUUAUAAGUGAAGUUUGUGGAACAAGAAGGUAAGGUAGCAUCUUAGCUAAGACGAUGUCAGAUCAGUCCACGUUCAAAGAUGGUGUUUUUGGCUUGCUCACUAGGUGAGGCAUCACUGGGUGAGGUAGAUCAAGGCUCCUCUGAGAGUGACUUGUCUACAUUAUCUGUAUCGCACCCAUCACUUCCACUUUGCUUUCUACAGCCCAGUCUGUAAAUUCCUUGGGACAUCCUGACAGCAAGUCUCUAGCACCAUCUCUUUCUCCACCGUUGUUUGAUGACAAAAACUACACUUAUUAUGUCUUAAAAAUAUUUCCCCCCUUGCUUGCUUUCUGGAAAAGGAGCCCUGAUGGCAUAGUGGUUACAGGUUGGGCUGCUAACUGCAAGGUUGGCAGUUCAGAACCACCAGUU
This is a messenger RNA of Echinops telfairi (small Madagascar hedgehog), 2604 nucleotides long. It is a transcript of the gene IDS, whose product is annotated as iduronate 2-sulfatase. The transcript is spliced from 9 exons. The record is from RefSeq and is a predicted model, not a curated record. Gene Ontology annotation, molecular function: iduronate-2-sulfatase activity. Bases 92 to 1744 code for a protein of 550 amino acids. Lineage: Eukaryota; Metazoa; Chordata; Mammalia; Afrosoricida; Tenrecidae.